Quercus robur (English oak) is the source of this 1738-nucleotide messenger RNA. RefSeq lists its product as uncharacterized. The record is from RefSeq and is a predicted model, not a curated record. Bases 144 to 1415 code for a protein of 423 amino acids. Gene Ontology annotation, molecular function: kinase activity. NCBI's taxonomy places the organism in Eukaryota, Viridiplantae, Streptophyta, Magnoliopsida, Fagales, Fagaceae. The transcript has 13 exons.
CAUAUACUACUUCAUCUUCUUCUUGUUGCUCCUGUUUCACACCCAACUAACCAAACCGAGCUUUUUGUCUUCGGGUCCUAAUAAAAUUCAAAUCUUUCUGUCUCUUCAUUUACACGCGCCUAGGCCUCUCAACUUUUGCAAAGAUGCUGGGAUUCUUUUCACUCUCCACAUUUCCCAAUAAUGCUAUAAAGGUAGUGAACUCUCAGAGCUUUGUAUCAACAUCAGCCACAGCAACAAAGCCCACCACCAUCAGCUUCACCAGAAAUUUGAGGGUGAAAAUGUCGUCUGAUACUCUUCCUCCUCCUCCUGAAAAGGGCAUUGUUGUGGGGUGUGGUGGGGCGUCCGUGGAUUUCUUGGCGGCAGUAGCAACCUAUCCUAAGCCUGAUGACAAGAUCAGAAGCACCAGCUUGAAGGUUCAAGGAGGUGGAAAUGCAGGGAAUGCUCUAACCUGUGCUGCUCGUUUGGGCUUAAAGCCCAGGCUAAUUUCCAAGAUUGCAGAUGACACUCAAGGCAGGGAUAUAUUGGAUGAGUUCGUUGCUGAUGGUGUGGAUACUUCUUUUCUUGUGGUUUCAGAACAGGGCAAUUCACCAUUUACCUAUGUCAUUGUUGACAACCAAACGAAAACCCGUACUUGUAUUCACACCGCAGGAAAUCCUCCCAUGGUACCAGAUGACCUUUCUCGAGAAAAUUUAUUGUCUGCAUUAGAUGGUGCAAGAAUUGCCUAUUUUGAUGGAAGAUUGCCUGAAACUGCUUUAGUUAUUGCACAAGAGGCAGUGCACAAAAGUAUACCUAUUUUAAUUGAUGCAGAAAGAAAGAGGGAAGGGUUGGAUGAUCUCCUGAAAUUAGCUGAUUAUCUCAUAUGCUCAGCAAAAUUUCCAAAGGCAUGGACAGAGGCACCAUCUCUUCCAAGUGCACUUGUUUCCAUUCUGUUGAGAUUGCCAAACAUCAAUUUUGUGAUUGUGACCUUGGGUGAAGAUGGAUGCAUGAUGCUUGAGAGAAGCGUAAAUGAGAGUUCUGGGACAGAAGAGAUUGACGUAGAUGUCUUAUUGGAAUCAUUAAAGCAGCAGCAAAAGGAUGAAAGCACCAGCCCAACAUGUAUUUCAUCGUCAGUGACAAGAUUGAGAGCAAAAGGGAUAGGGACACUAUGUGGGAGGUUAUUUCUGGGAACGGCUGAGAAGAUACCGCCAUCAGAACUUAUCGACACAACUGGUGCUGGGGAUGCAUUUAUUGGAGCUGUUAUUUAUGCUAUAUGUGCUGACAUGCCACCAGAACAAAUGUUGCCAUUUGCAGCUCACGUGGCAGCAGCAAACUGUAGAGCUUUGGGAGCUCGAACUGGUCUCCCAUACCGCACAGAUCCACGCCUGGCUUCUUUUUUACAACAAAGUUCCCAAGUGAUCACAUCUUUGGCAAAGUAAAUAAGAAGCAUGAGAAUGAGCAUGCAAGAUGGGCUCUUUCAUCCCAGCUGCUAAAAGGGCUUUGAUGCGGGAGCAAGAAGAUUUUUAUUUAGUAUUAUUUAUGUUUGCAAGUCAAUUGUAUUUUUUAUGUUUUAGGUCCUAAAAGUUUAUUAGGCUAUUAAUAUUUUAAUUUGGAAAUAAAGUUAUUUUCGUAAUAAGACAAUUAAGGUUUCCUAGCCAAUUAGAACUAGGAUUUAGUAAUCCUUUAUAAGCAACUUAUUGUACUCCUUGAGGAGAUAGUUGAUAUUUUGAUGAAUGAAAAAAUGAUCAUUUGGUUUUUCUUU